This is a messenger RNA of Adelges cooleyi (spruce gall adelgid), 1682 nucleotides long. RefSeq names its product guanine nucleotide-binding protein-like 3 homolog (gene Ns1). The record is from RefSeq and is a predicted model, not a curated record. The transcript is spliced from 8 exons. NCBI's taxonomy places the organism in Eukaryota, Metazoa, Arthropoda, Insecta, Hemiptera, Adelgidae. Gene Ontology annotation, molecular function: GTP binding. Bases 163 to 1659 code for a protein of 498 amino acids. Gene Ontology annotation, cellular component: nucleolus.
AGAUGUUCCGUCUAAACUGUAAUGGAUUUUGUAUCAUUAUCUUUUCUACGACACGUGCUUCAUAUUUAUAAAUUACACAUAAUAUUUAUGUUUUUGAAAAUAUAAGAUUAAUAUUUAUUUUCUAUUUAACUUAAGCUGUUGUUGUAAGUGUUCAACUUUAGUAUGGGAUACCAAAAAGCUAACAAAACCAAAAAUCGAAGAGCUUUAUCGAAGUGGAAGCAAGAAAAAAAAAAAAAAGCUCUAACUUCUGCUGCUGAAAGUAAAAAAAUUAUCGAACAACAAAAAGUAGAACCGAAAGCAGAACCGUUGUCAUUAACAGAAACGUUGGCUGAGUUUGUUAAAAAAACUGAAUCCAAACAAGCUAAUUUCAUUGAAAGUGAAGAAACUGAAGAGUCUGGUUACAAAAAUGUUGUUAAAUUAGAUAAUAAGACUUUCAAAGAUGAAUUUAGAAAAGUGGUUAACGCUGCUGAUGUAGUUUUGGAGGUUGUAGAUGCCAGGGACCCACUCGGUACACGUUGUGGCCGUGUUAUGGAAUCCACCCAAGAAUUAGGAAAAAAACUUGUUGUGGUGAUGAACAAAACUGAUUUGGUGCCCGCUGAAGUAGUACGAAAUUGGUUAUCCUACUUCAGAAAACAUAUGGGCAUACCAGCUUUACCGUUUAAAGCUAGUACUCAACAAGCCGGUUCUAAAAUUGGCCACAGAAAAAUGAACAAAUGUAAAAAGGAUGCUGAAAAAGCUAUAAGCCUUUGUGUUGGUGCAGAACUUGUAAUGACCCUUUUAGCCAAUUAUUGCCGUAGUGACAAAAUGAAAACGUCAAUCGUUGUUGGUGUUGUAGGUAUGCCAAAUGUUGGUAAAAGCAGUUUAAUUAAUAGUUUGAAGAGAGCUAGGGCAUGUCAAGUCGGUGCUGUUCCUGGUGUGACAAAGAACAUGCAAGAAAUUCAACUGGAUAAACAUAUCAAAUUAUUGGACUGUCCUGGAGUGGUUUUAGAUAGAGCGUCUACCACAGACAGUGUAGCAUUAAAAAAUGUUGUUAGUUCUGGAAAUAUCGAGGACCCUAUCACCUGUGCUUCCACCAUUGUAGGACGUGUAACGAAAGAUCAGAUGCUGAAGUUGUAUGGAAUUGGCAAGUACGAUUCUUGUGAACAUUUUUUGUACUUAAAAGCAAGAAGAUUUGGAAAUAUUGGCCGCGGUGGUAUCCCUGAUAUUUUUACAUCGGCACGAAGCUUAGUUGAAGACUGGAAUCGAGGUAAAAUUAGAUACCACACCUUACCGCCAGAGAGCCAUUCAGUACAUUUGAGUGCUAAAAUUGUUGGAGGCGAUUCUGAUGUUUUCAAUUUAGAAAACAUACAACGAGUCGAAACUGAAUUUAUGGAGGAACUUGAAAAACUUCAACCAAACAUAUCGUGUGAAGGAAUUGAAACGGAAAAGAUGGAUGUAGAUGGAAAAGAAAUGGUAAUUGUGGAUGAUGUACCAGCUAAAAAAUCUGGAAAACUUCGUUGGAGAAAAAAGAAGAAAUCCGAACAACUAGAUACUAAAAUUAAUAUACAACCUGGAGUGUUAAGAUUAAAAAAACUCCAAAAGACAAAUGCAAAAAAACAACGAAAAGUAGCAGCUAGAUUAAUAAAAUGUGAAGAAAAAUUAAUGAACAUUGAUUUGUAAAUAAAUGAAAUUCAGUUUUUAAA